AUGGGAGACAGCGAACCUAGUGCCGACAGGGACACAGCUGUGAACGGUCCGAAGGUGGAAAAGAAAACCACACAGGAGAAAGGCACCACCACAAAGCCUUCUGAGGGCAACGAAACCCCCAAAGACCGAUCGGAGAGCUCAACUGGGUCGAAUGAUGUCACAGUCAAGACCGCCUUUCAAACGGUUGGUACAGAGAAACUGGACAAGACCGGCCAAGGGAAACCACCAACGUCUGCUAGCGAAGACAACCCAGACAAGAAACCUGCGUCUUCAUCGCCAAGUGCAGCAUCCAGCUCACCAAGUUCCGCAACAACAGGGCAAACCCUCACAAAUGGCGGAGAGGGGGAUGUCAAACCGAGCCGGAUCCACAGGUGGUUCGGGUUCUUCACAAAGAAGAACAGUGAGGCGACUGCGUCCGCUCAUGAAGGAGUUACCACAAAGCCUUUUGAGGAGACGAAGAAAGAAACAGUUGCAUCUGAUGACCAACAGGAGAGCCCUUCUGACAGAAAGGAGCCAGCACUUGCCCUGAAGUCCGCCUCUCAGACAGUAGAGGGACAGAAACCGGACAAGAGUGGCCAGGACGAGCCUAAGGUGUCCUCUAGCGGAGAUAACUCACAGUGCAAACCUGUGUCCUCAUCGACAGACAGUUCUGCAGCAAGCUCACAAACCUUAACAGCCACAAACAAGUCCCCUCACAAACGGAGAGGGUGAUGGUGAAAGAAAGAGUCAGGGCCCU
Molecule: messenger RNA, 736 nt
Organism: Branchiostoma floridae (Florida lancelet)
Lineage: Eukaryota; Metazoa; Chordata; Leptocardii; Amphioxiformes; Branchiostomatidae
Product: cell wall protein IFF6-like
Exons: 4
Coding region: 1-711 (236 amino acids)
Source: RefSeq, a predicted model, not a curated record